AUGGCCUCACUAUUAAAUCACCUAGGCAUCAACAGCGAAGCCGCCCAAGAUGACGGCGUUGCCUCCGUCAGAGCCCUGCCAGCCUCUUGGUAUACGUCACAGGAGAUGUUCGAGCUGGAGCGGCGGGCCAUCUUCUCUCGAAAAUGGCUGCUGACGACCCACCAGCUGCGACUCCCAAACACCGGCGACUGGCUAAGGUACGAUGUCUCGGGCUUCUCGUUCGUGCUUGUGCGCGACCGCCAGGGCGAGGUCAACGCUUUCCACAAUGUCUGCCGGCAUCGUGCAUUCCCCGUGGUGACGGAAGACGGCGGGACUUCGAGGAUCUUCUCCUGCAAGUACCACGGCUGGUCGUACGGGCUGAACGGGAAGCUGGCCAAGGCGCCUGGAUACCAGGACCUGGACGGGUUCGACAAGAGCAAGAACGGGCUGCUUCCGAUCCAUGUCCACAUUGACAGCAAUGGGUUCAUCUGGGUGAAUAUGGAUGGCAAGGAGAAGCCGGAUGUUUCGUGGGAGGAGGACUUCAAGGACAUUGACCUGCAGCCCCGGCUCAAGGAUAUCAAGUGGGAGGACUACGAUUUCGACCAUAUCUGGGAGAUGGACGGCGACUACAACUGGAAGGUCCUGGCAGACAACUACAACGAGUGCUACCACUGCGGCACUGCCCACCCGGAUGUUCCCUCGAUUGCUGAUCUGUCGACUUACUCGGUGGACACGAGGGAUGGGUCUAUCAUCCAUGAUGGACACGCGACGCCCGAGCAGAUUGCGGCAGGGUUGAAGAUUUGCAGCACGUACUACUUCCCCAACGCCUCGAUGACUGUCUCGCCACACUUCUUCUUCAUGCAGCGCUUCGUGCCUGUUUCCGCGACCAAGACAAACAUGAAGUACGAAGUCUACCGGAACAGGAACUCCAACGAGGCAGACUUUGAGAAGGUCAACAGCAUGUUCAAGCGCAUCAUGUCCGAGGACAAGUACCUGUGUAACCAGGCACAGAAGAACCUCAACGCGGGGGUGUUUGUGAGUGGGGAGCUGCACCCGACGAUGGAGAAGGGGCCACUGUAUUUCCAAAAGUCAGUGCGAGACCUGGUGGUGCAGCACUUCGAGAAGGAGCAGAAGGCGGGACAGGAGAUCUGGCCAUCGCGCCAGUCGCUGCCCAAGGAGGCGUCUGUGAGCGAGCAGGACGUGCAGUUCUGCCAGAGUCUGAGCUGCAACCCUAAUGGGGGCGAGUGCUGCUCGACGAUUGGCAGCCAGCCGCCAGCAGCAGUAGCCUGGUGA
Aspergillus puulaauensis is the source of this 1272-nucleotide messenger RNA. Its product is annotated as aromatic ring-hydroxylating oxygenase subunit alpha. Lineage: Eukaryota; Fungi; Ascomycota; Eurotiomycetes; Eurotiales; Aspergillaceae. The transcript has 2 exons. The record is from RefSeq and is a predicted model, not a curated record. Bases 1 to 1272 code for a protein of 423 amino acids. Gene Ontology annotation, molecular function: iron ion binding; 2 iron, 2 sulfur cluster binding.